GGCCCACCAGUUUUGGACCUCAGUCCUCAUUUCGCUUUCCUUCCAACAUUCCAACAGUUCUUUGAGCUUGCUGUGUGACUGCUCCGGCAACCGUGAAACCAUGACUGCUUGCUUCCAAAACACGUACUACCCGACCAUUUCCACGCUGCCCAACACUCAGCUGGUCACCGAGCGCGUAUCGGAUGCGCAAAUCCAGUUCAAGGCUGUUGGCGGUCCGGGAAACAAGGGUCGCAUUGUUUGGGGCACGGCCGCCAACAGCGAACGGGCCUACAUUGAGAUGAACUUUGAGGGCGAGCCGGCCGACCACACGACGUCUGGCAUUCAUUUCUACACCGGCGACGUGUGGGGCGGACCCGUCAAGAACGCCAUGUCCAUCACCAGUUGGUACGACGUGGUCCACCGCGGCUGGACAUAUUUGGGCUAUGCGGACAUCUACACUUCGUUUCCGCAAAAGGAGUUUAUCUGGACUGGCACGCUCCCCGGAUAUGUCAACACGGUGCAGUUUGUGGCAACGCUCGACGACACUUGGUAUGAUCCGAGUCUUGUCGUUCGCUUCGGCGGUUUGUACACCUCGGCGACCGACGGCUACGCCAAGACGAUGCUGCGAGACAAUUCGUCAGAGUACUGGAUUGCGUUUGUCCGAAAGGAUGGGCCGUACUGGAAUCUGUACGUCUGCACCGGUCCUAGCGCGACUGACGCCGUUGGCAUGCCGUACUCGGUGGUACUCACCUUUGCGAGGUGGCUCCCCACAAUCGAUGAGGCCAAGCCUCGUGCCUACAUUCCCGUGCCCCCCAACCAAGGUAUCAACAAGCGUCCUCAGACCGACAAGCCAAAGGAAGACGAGUGGACGCUUGCUGAGCAGGCUGCAGAUUUUGGUCUCGAUGCCCUGACGUUGUCGAAUCAGACUCCGCACCACCGCAGCCAUGAGGUUGAACGCACCCAGAGCGUUCCUGGACAUGCCUCUCUGGGUGGCACCACUUCUGCUGCUGCUGCUGCUGCCGGUGUCCAGGCAACAACUGCCACCACUCCUGCUGCCGGACUUUCGACCUCUUCUUCGCCUUUUGCACCUGCGGCGGCAUCGGCUGCGGCACCGGCAGCACCGGCGGCAUCGGCCUCAUUGCCUCCUGCUCCUCAAGUUGCGUCCGCCGGCAUGCAUUCUUCUCCUCCUGUUCGCUCGGAAGCGGCCAACCGCAGUCGCCAAGACCAGCCUUCCAUCACCGAACAUCAGCUCAUCGUCCCCACUGAUCGACAGGGUCGCGCGGGCAGAUACUACGGUGCGGAGGACCCUCUUGCCGUUGUCUCUUCUUCCCUUGGCCAAGGCACGCCCAAAUGAAAGGAAGCGCUGCAGCGCUUUUUGUGAUCUCGACCGAGGCAGUUGUACAAAAGAGUCGUUUUGUGUGUUGCUUGUGCCUUGAUCGUGCCUUGAUCGUGUCUUGACUGUGACUUGUUCGUGCUCUGAUUGUGGCUUUUGAUUGUGGCGUUGAUCCGAGCCGUACUUUGGCACUUGUGAAAGCUGAAAAAACAAAAUAUAUUGUGUAGAUGUCUUACUCGACGUUCAAGCUUGACCG
Molecule: messenger RNA, 1568 nt
Organism: Capsaspora owczarzaki ATCC 30864
Lineage: Eukaryota; Filasterea; Ministeriida; Capsasporidae
Exons: 1
Coding region: 101-1333 (410 amino acids)
Source: RefSeq, a predicted model, not a curated record